Messenger RNA from Aspergillus melleus, 4417 nucleotides. RefSeq lists its product as uncharacterized. Gene Ontology annotation, cellular component: nucleus. The record is from RefSeq and is a predicted model, not a curated record. The transcript is spliced from 5 exons. Bases 537 to 2699 code for a protein of 720 amino acids. Lineage: Eukaryota; Fungi; Ascomycota; Eurotiomycetes; Eurotiales; Aspergillaceae. Gene Ontology annotation, molecular function: transcription cis-regulatory region binding; zinc ion binding; DNA-binding transcription factor activity, RNA polymerase II-specific. Gene Ontology annotation, biological process: positive regulation of transcription by RNA polymerase II.
UCCCCUCCCCCCUAGAGUCUUGGUAUCGACUAUCGAUCCAUGUACGGAGGCCCUCGCACUACUGUCGAUUUGGGGCUAGUCUUUGCGCCUUGACUCUCCAGCUUUCUCUCCCCCGGGUUAUAUUCUUAUUAUUGGCCCACCAACCGUCUCUUCGGAUGCUGCACCUCAAUCGUCGUCGAUACCAUCCGGUAUGCGAUCUCGCACAGGCUGGUACGUUAUGUUUAUUAGAUGGUUUGAAUCUUUCUUCAUCAUCCAAAUAAAUAAAUUCACAUGAAAAAAGAAUCAACACAGUUACAGCACAGCUAUCCUCCCUACCUACUUUGCCCGUCGCUUCGGCGGUGCUCAACACCUACCUUCCAGGCAAUACGAGUGAGCUGACUUUUUGGGCUUUGGGUCUUAUCUAUCACAGCUUGACGUGCCGCACUCGCAAACUCAAAUGUGACGAGCAGAAGCCCGAAUGUUCGCAAUGUCGCAAAGGUGGUAGAGAGUGUCGGCCCAGCGAAGGCAUCGUCUUCCGCCAUCAGCAAAAUGCCUCCAUGAACAAGGACUUGGACGAUCCUUCGGCUGGUCGGGGGAAUCUCAAGGGAUUCUACUCGUACAAGAAUACGUUCGAUAAGGAUAGCGUGUGGUUGGAUAUUCCGAAACAUGUUAUAUUCGUCGACAAUUCGGAUCCGUACGCCGACGACCUCGAGGCCGCGCUGGGCGAGUCCGAAGCUGCUAUUCUGGCCGCUAAUUCGCAGACUCGGCACUGGAACUCUCACCAUCCCUCUCCAUCGGACGGGGAAUCACACGGCCUCGAAACGCUGUCCACGGCGGCUGUUCAUGAUCGCCUUUCGUAUCCCUCCUUCAGUGUUGAACCACAACAGGCUUUGGCAGCGACCGACGGCGGCUCGGCCUUCAACACUGUUUCGACCACCUCCAUCUCGUCGGGGCCCUCUCCGAACCCUCCCCGCAGCGCGAUACCCCCUCUCGCUUCCCCUCCAAUCUCGAUCGCCUCCAGCAAUACUAAUACUAAUAAUAACAUCAACUUCCUUUUGAAUCCUUCUUCUCAAUCACACUCGCCGCCGGUUGAUCCGACGAUUCAGCAUGCAUCUGAGCGUAGAAGUUCGUCGUUGACGGCCAGGUCCCUCGUGUCAAGAGGCGGCAAACCGGUUGAACAGCGAUCAGACAUGCCGGUGGAAACCGAGCACGAGAUCGCCUUUCUAUUAAGGAAUUUCUCCGAAGCGCCAGGACUUUGGAUGGAUUUGUUCGACCUGGGAACGUAUUUCGCAUCUUAUAUUCCUGUCAGGGCGCUGACGAAUCCGUUGCUAAAAUAUGCAGCGUGCGCGUAUUCCGCAAAACAAUUAGGCCGCGUCAGGAAGUUCGGAUCCUCCACCGGAGAUGCUGUGCCUAUCCAAGCUUCGCUGGAUUCGUGGCCCGAUGAGAGUGCCGUAGACUGGGGCUGGUAUGGGGCUAAAUAUUAUGAAAAGGCCAUUCAGCUUUUGAUGAAAGAGCUUCAGCCGGACAAAGGCCCAGCGCCGUUGAGUACUCCCGAGGCCUUUGGGCAAUGGCAGGCUGCCGAGCUGUGUGAGAAUGGUGACAAUCCUCGGAAACGUCGACGGCGUUACACGGAAAGUCGCCUGUCUAAUGGCGUUCAUUCGGACGAGAUCCUAGCCGCAACGGCCAUCCUGUCUGUGUAUGAACUGCUGGACGCGACCGGCCCAGCCUGGAGUCGGCAUCUGAGUGGUGUCAAGUCACUGCUGGAUGUGGCGGAGGUCGGAAUGAUGCCGCUUGAACAGCGUCCGUCGCCGGGAGAGACAGCCUUCCCACCUCCGAAACGACCGGGACUCUCCAGGGCCCGCAAGGCGACGUUCUGGAAUUUCGCUCGGCAGGAUUAUCUAGCUGCUUUCAUCAAUGAGUGUCAGACGAGAUUGAACACCGAGGAUUUAGUGUUGUGGACUGAGGCGGGCCUUCAAAUCGAUAAUAUGGGCUUUGUGCGGCUCACUAAUGCCACUACGGCUGGGUAUCCGGAGGGCGACGAGGCUAUGAAGGAGGAUAUUGUCGGUAAUGGGCUCAUCUGGAUCCUGUCUAAGAUCGUCAACUAUAUCAGUGCCGGGGACCACUUGCACUUGGACAACGGUUCCGUUGACUCGGGGCCCUUGGCAAUUUCGCAGCAGGUUCUGCUCGAGCGGUGGUACCGUCUCGAGACCGAGCUUGACGUAUGGUACAACGGGCUUCCGCAUACGUUUCGACCUUGCGCAAGGCUUCAAUCACGGGCAAAGGACAGCGCAACCGGCAGCGACCUUUCGUCUCUAUGCGAGAUAUGGUACAGCAUUCCGGUGUGCGCAUCUGCCAUGCAACACUACCAUAUGGCCCGGAUCCUGCUUCUCAUCAACAAACCCCAUGAGUCAACCAGUAGACGGAGCACCAUCACCAACAGGCUCAACUCAUAUCGUUCGAUUGAGAGCGAAAUCCGGUUUCACAGCCGCGAAAUUGUAGGCAUCUCGCUGGGCCGUCCAAGUGGCGCCGUCCGGAUCAACUCUCUUCAGCCACUGUUCGUCAGUGGCCAGUGUCUCACCGAGCCUGCCGAGCGACGAACGACGUUGCAAUUGCUGCGCGGCAUCGAGACCGAGCUUGGCUGGGCAACCGAGUACCGCGUCAACCAACUGCUCCGAGAAUGGGGCUGGAAUGAGGGGGCCGGGGACGUUGAAGUUCCGUGAGAACAUCAUGCUGCUCUGAACCUCUCUCAUCUCCGCUGAAGGCUCGAAUCGAGUCAAGCACUCUGGUGUACUCGUUGCACAGAUUGGGUCCCUUUGAGAGGAAACCCCAUAUCUGUGGUCUUCAACGAGUACCACGAGGUCAUGCAGGUCUCUUGAAUGACAUGUCAAGACCCCGCUGCGCUUCCUGUCGCCGACUUCGAGCGGGGAAACAUGAUCAUGAUGAAAGAGUCAUUUCAUUGGCAGUGACUGCGCCGACUAGUUGAGCCGGGAUCCCGAGCGACAUACCCCGCCAGACGGGCUUUCAUGAUACCACUGUGUUUGAUACCACUGUGUUUUUAUCUUUUCUUUGCUGUUUCUCUUUUCUUCCGGUUAUUAUUCUCAGAUACCACACCAUGUACACCAUAUCAGACUGGUGAAGUAAUGUUUCUCUUUGAUAAUCUCACCCUCUUUGCGUCUUGAUCUGUUUGUAAUCAAUGUUCUUUCUCUAGUUGAUUUUUCUUCCGUUGUGUUCAGAUCAAGUGACAGGGGUCAGUAAGCCAGCAAAUCGGGAGCAUCAGCGACGGAGCAUUCGAUAAUGAUAGCGAUUGAACAUGAGGAAGCAGGGCGGGUGCAACUGAAAUGAAAGCGGAGUAAACCCCUCCUUCACGUUGUGCUGUACGGUCCACAAGCACGGACGAAAGAUAAAGAAAGGAAAAGAAAGAAGGAAAUUCCAACAAAAUCACAAAAUAAAUCAAAAAACCCACCCCAAGCCGAAGCAGAGGCCUGCCACUUUUUAAGAAGUCAAAAGAGUUCGGCAGAGUUGCCUGAGGGUUCUUCAGAUGAAACUGAGCCGGACCCAAAGCGGCACCUUCGGCAAGGCCCAGUCGAUCGGUGGGUUCCAUUCGGCUUGGAUUCCUUUCAGGACUGACGAAAUUUCACCAGCGUCCAAUUUCUUUCCCCGUCAUUUACCUUGUCGGUAACCCUAACUGUGCUUACCCUUGUACUUGACUACUGACUACAGAGUCGGCUGAAGAAUAGCCCCUGUAUUUUUUUUUAUUGUUCAAGUACCACGAAUAGAUAAAAGGAGAGGGGGGAAAUGAACCAGUGAAAUAGGAAAAAGAAAGCAGGUUUUCCGACUUCUUUAACCGGCAACGGUCACCUUCACAGUUCACGUAGCAAGCGUUCUGUUCCCCCUCCUUCAAUAUAUGGAGAAUACUGGAGACUGGAGAAUUGAAAAAAUGGAGAAGGCACGAAAACCAUCACAAAUCAAGGUUGGGCAAGUCGGAAGUGCCCCCCCUCCCCCAGUCCUCUAAAGCCAACAAUUCCAUCCGUCGCGCGUGUCGAUCUUCAGCAAUCCCUCCCGAUCUUCGUCUGUUUUUCUUUCAAUUUUAGGCUUUGCUCUUUCUGUUUCGAUGAUUUAAUAUUUUUUAAUUCCCUUUUUCCAACCCCAGCCCUGCUUGCCCUGUGUCCACUUUACUCCGGCGGCUUCCCCCUUCCGAUCAUCCCGGGUUUUCCCUUUUUUUAUAUAUUUUAUUUAUUUUCUGGGUCGUUUGUUAGGACGAUGGGAAAGUAUUCCGAUGAUGCUUCUUGAUGCGGGACGGAGUAACUACUGCUUUUAACAUGAGGGAAUUGCCAUUCUCUCAAUUCAAUAACCUAACUGACUACAUGAAAAUACAUGACAUAACACAUGAAGUAGUGGUCUCUGUCCUAAAGAAGGCAUCCCGAACGUGGCAGUCCAU